This is a messenger RNA of Apaloderma vittatum (bar-tailed trogon), 1914 nucleotides long. Its product is annotated as apoptotic protease-activating factor 1-like. The transcript has 12 exons. NCBI's taxonomy places the organism in Eukaryota, Metazoa, Chordata, Aves, Trogoniformes, Trogonidae. The annotation marks the transcript as partial. Gene Ontology annotation, biological process: regulation of apoptotic process. Gene Ontology annotation, molecular function: protein binding; ADP binding. The record is from RefSeq and is a predicted model, not a curated record.
AUGGAUGUCAAGAGUAGAAAUUAUUUGCUUAUGAAUCGCCAAGCAUUGGAAAGAGACAUCAAGACCUCUUAUAUUAUGGAUCGUAUGAUUUCUGACGAAGUACUGACGUUACAGGAGGAGGAGAGAGUGAAACAGCAGAAUACACAGAAGGAGCGAGCAGCUAUGCUAAUAAACAUUAUUCUCACAAAAGAUAAUAAUUCAUAUAGAUCCUUUUAUAAUGCUCUGCUUCAUGAGGGGUACAGAGAUCUUGCUGCGCUUCUUCAGGAUGGUAUCCCUGCCGUCUCCUCUGGUAACAGGAAGAGUUCAAUGGAUGGAAUGACUUCACACGUUAAGACAAUCCUUUGUGAAGGAGGCGUACCACAGAGACCAGUUGUGUUUGUCACUCGGCCAAAACUGGUAGAUGCUAUUAAGCAGAAACUGUACUGCUUGGGAAGUGAUCCGGGCUGGGUCACAGUGUAUGGAAUGGCAGGCUGUGGGAAGACUGUUCUAACAGCAGAAGCUUUAAGGGAUCAUAAGCUCUUGGAAGUUUACUUUCCAGGAGGAGUUCACUGGAUCUCUGUUGGAAAACAGGACAAAGCAGGGCUCCUAAUAAAACUUCAGAAUCUCUGUAGCAGAUUAGAACAUGACACUACUCUUUCACAAAGGCCACCACUUAACAUUGAGGAGGCUAAAGAUCGUCUUCGUUUGCUGAUGCUACGCAAAUAUCCCAGAUCUCUUUUGAUCCUGGAUGACAUUUGGGAUUCCUGGGUGUUAAAAGCAUUUGAUAAUCAGUGUCAAGUUCUUAUCACCAGCAGGGACAGGAGUGUAACAGAUGCUGUAUCUGGUAAUAAAUAUGAGGUUCAUGUGGAAAGUGGACUAGCACAUGAGAAGGGACUGGAGAUUUUAUCCCUGUUUGUGAAUAUGAAAAUAUCAGAACUGCCAGAACAAGCUAACUGCAUUGUAAGGGAAUGCAAAGGUUCUCCUCUUGUGAUAUCCUUGAUAGGUGCAUUAUUACGAGACUUCCCUAGUCGCUGGGAAUACUAUCUCAGGCAGCUGCAGAAUAAGCAGUUUAAAAGAAUAAGAAAAUCUUCUUCUUAUGAUUAUGAAGCCCUUGACGAAGCGAUGUCCAUAAGUGUUGAGCAACUGAAUGACAAUUAUAAAGAAUACUAUAAAGACCUCUCUAUCCUUCCAAAAGAUGUUAAAGUACCUACUAAGGUUCUUUGUAUUCUUUGGGAUAUGGAAACUGAAGAAGUUGAAGAUAUACUACAGGAGUUUGUUAACAAAUCACUUUUGUUCUGUGACCGUAAUGGGAAGUCAUUCCAUUAUUAUUUACAUGAUCUUCAACUUGACUUUCUUACAGAGAAGAAUCGCAACCAACUUCAGGAGCUACAUAAGAACAUAGUGAAUCAGUACAAGAAAUACUACAAACUUAACAUGCCUGUUCCAUCUCAAGAGGAUUGCAUGUACUGGUAUAACUUUCUAGCGUAUCACAUGGCUGGUGCCAACAUGCAGCAGGAACUCCGUGAUCUUAUGUUUUCUUUAGAUUGGAUUAAAGCUAAAACAGAAUUGGUAGGGCCUGCUCAUCUGAUUCAUGAAUACGUAGAAUAUAGUUCAAUCUUGGAUCAAAAGGAUGGCACAGUACGUGAGAACUUCCAGGAAUUUUUGUCUUUAAAUGGGCACCUCCUUGGUCGGCAGCCGUUUCCUGACAUUAUACAGCUGGGUCUUUGCCAACCAGAGACAUCAGAGGUGUAUCAACAAGCCAAGCUACAUGCUCAAAGAGAAACAGGAACAUUUUAUCUGGAAUGGAUAAAUAAAAAAUCCUUGAAAAACCUCUACCGUCUGGUUGUUCGUCCACAUAGAGAUGCAGUUUACCAUGCCUGCUUUUCUAAGGAUCGACGAAGAAUAGCAUCGUGUGGAGCUGAUAAAACACUUCAG